AUGGCAGACUUACCCUGGUGGGCAAGCGUACCCACUGGAGGUGGGGAUUCUAUCACUUGGAAGCCCAGCGAUCAAUCAGACCUUGGAAACGUGAUCAAGAUAAACACAACCUUUGUCACCAGCUACUUUUAUGAGCAGGAGGGGUCACUGAACAUACCAUCUUAUUCUUACGGUAUGCAUAUUGGCUCCGCAUCUCUGGGAAUUCCUGGAUCGCUACUUUUAGGGGGCUAUGAUCAGAAUAGAGUGAUGGGUGAGGUGUCCUCCCAGGCAUUUUCAAGUGGAAGCUUCCCAAUUGAGCUGCUCGAUAUAACUAUUGGAGUUGCAGAAGGGCUUUUGGCGCAGGGGAAUUCUUCCCUGGACUCUGGUCUCAGCGUCAUUGUGGAUCCAGCAAAUCCAUAUAUAUAUCUGCCUCAGAGCUCAUGCGAUGCGAUAGCCGCUGAGUUGCCUGUCACAUACCACCCUGAUUACAGCCUCUAUUUUUGGAACACAUCUGACCCACAGUACGAUACAAUUGCAACUUCACCAGGUUACUUGGGUUUCAAAUUCAGCAAGGAUAACCUCAACAACGACUUUAUCACGAUCAAAGUCCCCUUCGCUCUUCUGAAUCUCACACUAGAGGCACCGCUCGUGAAGACACCAACGCAAUAUUUCCCGUGCAUGGCUACCAAUAGCACUCCUGUUCUAGGCCGUGCUUUUCUUCAAGCAGCUUUCAUAGGAGUCAAUUGGCUGGGUGGAAAAUGGUUUUUAGCUCAAGCACCAGGACCGGGAGGCUCUUUCAUUGUCGAUACCGUGUCCAUAGGGGACAAUGAUUCCACUAUUUCGGCAACAACAAACAGUUGGGAAGCCACCUGGAAGAGCACCUGGAAGGCGAUACCUGCAGGUUCUACUUCAAAUACAAAUACGACGAACGCAAAUACAACAAGUACAUCAAUGAGCGGCCCAAGUACUAACGAAAGUGGUCUCUCAACGGCUGUCAAAAUUGGCAUUAUUGUCGGCAGCACUAUUGGCGGGCUAUCGAUAAUUACUAUUCUCUCUGGGCUCUGUAUCCAUCACCGUCGACAACAUAAGAAAGCAUUAAUUUCAGACGAAAGUCAUGCGGCAGAACAAACAGAUCACGGAUCCUCAGCGCAUCAGUUGAUGCCUGUGGAGGCACCUGAUAGCAUAUGGAACCAAGCAAACGAGUUACACAGCCAAGAAAGACAUGAGAUGGGCUCGGAAAGAGGACCUUUCUAUGAACUGGGCCCGGAAAAAGGUGCCCUGGUUGAAUCAGAUCAAAGAUCUAGGUUUCAGGAAGGCCCUUUUGAGCUACCAGAGCAAACAUCCGUCUCGUGGUCUUCCAAUGUUAUCUAA
This is a messenger RNA of Aspergillus niger, 1350 nucleotides long. RefSeq lists its product as uncharacterized. NCBI's taxonomy places the organism in Eukaryota, Fungi, Ascomycota, Eurotiomycetes, Eurotiales, Aspergillaceae. The coding region runs from base 1 to 1350 and encodes 449 amino acids. The transcript has 2 exons. The record is from RefSeq and is a predicted model, not a curated record.